Penaeus indicus is the source of this 5700-nucleotide messenger RNA. RefSeq names its product beta-1,4-glucuronyltransferase 1-like. The record is from RefSeq and is a predicted model, not a curated record. NCBI's taxonomy places the organism in Eukaryota, Metazoa, Arthropoda, Malacostraca, Decapoda, Penaeidae. The transcript has 4 exons. Bases 120 to 1556 code for a protein of 478 amino acids.
GGCAGAGUCUGGCCACGCAGAGGAGGAGGAGGUGAAGACGCUUUUGUUAAUUCCAUGUGUGUUUUGACUCACUCGAGAGGUGUUGUGACAAGUGGCGAUACGAAAAACAAAUCAUCUACAUGACAGUGCCAUCGGUGGGCCAUGCAAUCGAAACGGGCAACACACAGGCGGUGGCGGCUGGUGAGAGCGGCGGUGGAUGGUGGGCGUGCGGGCGUCUCCCCGGCAUGGUGUGGACACGGGCGUGGCGGCGCUGGCAGCGAUGGGCGUGCGUGGGCGUGGGUGUAGUGGUCGGCGCCUGGCUGCUGCUGGCGGCACCAUGUGGCCUGCUGGCAUGUCCACCCCGAGAGGCGGCCGAGGCUCGCUCCGGCGCUGUGGGCGGCGCCGCCACGGCCGAGCUGGAUACGGCGCGCCUCCUGUGCACGUACCUGUCGUCCGUGCCGCAAGGGCGACAGCGAGAGGCCAAGGGCUCGCCGCAGCUGGGCGACAGCGGCCCCUACAGCGUCAUGUAUGACUGGAUGGCCGCCACGCGCUCCUACGCCGCCAACGAGUCGGUGACGUACACGACGCAUACUACGCCGGAGAUGGUGACCCACGUGGCUGAGCUGGCCACCCGCUGGUCCGGGCCGCUCUCGGUCGCCGUCUUUGUGCCGCACUCGGACUUCUGCCUCGCCGCCGUCCGCAUCGCGCGCUUGCGGCUCUGCGGCCCGCCGGAGGUGAAAGAGAAAGUGUCGUGGCACCUGUUCUGGCCGCGCGACGUACCCCCCGCGGCCGACUGGCACCUCGUGGUGGACGAGACGCUUCUGGACUGCGCGGGGGCCGACGAGGCCCUGGCUGUGCGCGGAUACCGGGCACGGGAGGUCAUGGCGUACCCGGUGAACGUGGCCCGCAACGUAGCCCGGACUGCCGCGCCGACCUGGUUCGUCUUGCCCUCCGACGUGGAGCUGUACCCGUCGGCCGACCUCGCGCAGCAGUUCGUGGCGAUGAUGGCGCGGGUCGGGGCGGGCCAGGACAAGAAGGUGGGCGGCGCCUGGCCGAGGGUGUUCGUGGUGCCCGUGUUCGAAGUGGCGUCGGUGGUGCCCGAGAACAAGGAGGAGCUCGUGCGCCAGUACCAGCGCAGCGACGCUGUCUACUUCCACCGCCACGUGUGUGCGCACUGCCAGAGGUUCCCUGCGAUCAAUGACUGGAUCCGUCAGCCGGGGAAGCCGGGCAUGAUACAGGCGUUCUCGGUUGUAAAGCGCCAGUACCCAUACCACCGAUGGGAGCCCAUUUACAUCUGCACCAAGGACGAGCCCUUGUAUGACGAGCGGCUGUCAUGGGAGGGUCUGCAGGACAAGAUGACACAGAUGCACGAGCUCUGUCUCCGCGGCUACAACCUGGUGAUUCUUGACCGGGCCUUCCUCGUGCACGCCCCGGGGAUCAAGCGAAGGAGCAAGACCAAGGCGAAGGACAGCGCCUGGAGAGACCCCUUCGUGGCGAAGAAUUCACGCAUCUAUGAUAAAAUCAUGGAGGAGAUGCAGAAUAAAUUUGGGCCGAGUGACGUGUGUCACAGACACUGAACUGUUUAAGUGUUCUGAAAGAACGAAAUACAUAUACAUACUCUUGGCAUUAUGGGUCUCACUGAGCUUUGGGGAAACUCGAUGUUAAGGCCUUAUUGUCCGGUCUCCCUUUCAUUUACGCUGUUUUCUGAUGUCAUUUAAAUGAAACACCGCGUUUAUCUUGUGAUGGAGCAUUGCUAUGACGUCAUUUAACCCCUGUAAGGAAAGAAUGACUGGACAAAGGCAUUGUGUGUUGCCCCGGACAACGGUGAGCCUUCCGUAUUUAACACCGGUUAAAAGACUUGAAUGUGUAGUGUACACAAAAUAGCUGACAACCACGUGUCGCGUGAACCGGAUACGACACGUGUUCUAUCCUUUAUUGUACUGUGGCAUCGACGUCGCCCCAGCAUCCCGACGUGUCGGCCCGCGCCGACGUCGGGACGGCGCAGCGACGUCGGCGCAGUGUUGUUAUUUUCGAGUGUUGUGACCAACAACGUCCGUGUCUUUGGUGUUUCUUGUGAAGACGAUAUUUUUCCACUGAGUGUUACGACCUUCAUGCGGGUAUCAGAGGUGCUUAUUCUAUGGUGUUUGUGGAUACUGUUGUUAAACCUUGAACGAAAUACUGUUGACAAUACUGUUGGCAUGGACCAUGUCGGUUGUGUGUGUAGGUGGAGGUUAUAUUUUGCAAUGUCUUUAAAGGUGGGCUUUCCAUGGCCAGGCUUUAUAAUGUCGCCUUUAUGGGCCCAUAUCACUCGAACAUUUUCGGCCAAACUUUAGGUUAGGUUAUGAUACAGAUAGCGGUUUUAUUAUCUAAUAAAUCGCCUGUUAGCUUCAAGUGCUAGAAUCCGUAGAUGAUACAGAGGCACGAGUUUUUUUCCUAGCUUAAACUGUCGAUAUGCAAUGGCUGUCUAGCUUUCAUUCGCAAAAUUAAAACAAAUUUUCGGCAUCUUGGUAAUGCAAGUAAUGAAACGGGAUUAUGCAAAGGAAGUUUAGGAAUAAUUGAAUAAUCUAGGCUUCGUUUAAAUGCAAGUAAGACGCGAAGGGGCGCUGUCCCUCCUCCAUCCAAGCAAAUGGUCACUGAUAAUGAUCGCUAGGCAGCUUCUUAGUAAUUUUCGCAAGAAGUGACCUUAGAAUCAUCGCACAACGCUCUUGUUAUGUACAUAAGUAAGAUGAGUUGCAUGUCAACUGCCUUGCUGAUGCAUGGCACGGAUAGGUAGCUGAGACUACGCGCAUAUAAUUCGUCUGCCAUUCUCACGAGUCAGUCUAACGUUUAUUUCUGGAAGCUUCCACCUGCCCGCCUGUUGUGUUGAUGAGAAAGUAAAGAGAUCCAUUGGCCCCACCUUGUAGUGAUAUUUAGUCGCACGCGAUUGGCCAGACACUACGUUGCCAAGUUUAGAUGGUUUAGACUUCCUGUGACUGACUGAGAUCUUCGAUCCUGGCUAAUAAUGAGUAAAAGCUCUUUCCGAAAUCUUGCUCCGCCCGCGAUAGAUAAGAAAGAGGAAAACGGAAAAAUGUAGUGUUCUGGUGAAAAGCGCUUUCGAAAAAAAAUUCACAAGUUGCAUUCCACCCACACCACCCAGCGGAGGCGCCAACACAACACGCCGGCGACAUCGCCGACGCGAAGACCUAUCGUGCCCGGGAGACGAGCGCCGGACGCAGGUUCCUCCCGCGCCGAAGUUCCCGGUGCAGGGUCCGCGGCUGACGGCGCGGUGUGCGAAGGAAAGAGAAGGGCGUGUUGCAGUAACUGCUCAUUCUGGCUUCCGGAAUUCCGUGUGCAUUCUGAUAGCUAUGGGCAUGAUUAUAACAAGAAUGGAACUGCAGAAUAUCAUGUGAAUAAGUAUUGUUAUUUUGUUGAAUAUGACUAAAAUGAGAGACUAAUUUUGAUACUGAGCUGAGUUUGUUGUAAAACUGUGAUCUUUUUCUUGUUUAUAUUUUGUAAUUAUCUUUAACGAGGAGUGGCGAGCCUUCAUAUAUCAUUAGAAAAUGCCGUGUCGAUGUGGUGGAAUAAUCAUGCGCAGCAUUUUCUACAUUGCCCCUUAAUCUGGUAAUGAAGACAAUAUUACUGGCGGCUGACGAUAAGCCAAACAGUCAUUGCCAGUAAACAAAGGCGAAACCAGCUGUUGACAGUGCUUAAGGGCAAAAUCUUUUCCGAAGGCUUAGACACGCUUCAGGAAUUCCCCUUCACAGGAGAGGCGUCCUGGACUCCUUUCAGAGCUGAUCCUUCCACGUACCUCCUCUUUCACAGUACUUGCCUUCAUCACACUUACUUCACCGAGCUUUGACUUCAGUGCACCUCGCUCACCGUAAUUAUGGUUCUCUCUUCCUGCCAUUAUUCUAUUCCGCCGAUUCCUCCUUUUCAUUCUUACACUAAAAUGAACAACACAGUGAACAUAACGCACAGCACCUCAUGGUUCAACAUCAUGGGUGUACAGUAAUCGCAGUCUAGUUAACAUAUAUUUGACACAAAAGGGUAUCUUGGUAUAGGAAUGAAAGAAAGAAUUCACUUUAAUAUUAUGUAAAUGUAUGGGAAUUGUAACUUACAUUUGGGGUAAAAGUCAUCAGUCCACGACUAAGAAUACCAUAGUAAACAAGUACAAGGACACUGCCAUAUGAUCUGCAUAUGUAACGUUCAUUUUCAAGGAGCGGCUGCAAUCACUUUAACAUACAUUGUGCACAAACGUUUACAAGUUACAUUUCUUAAAACAAUCUCACUAUAUUGCUAUAUUUCUUUUUUUUUCAUAAGUUAUCAAAUAUUCAGUUUAUUUUAUCCUUCCCUACUAUUUCAUAUUUCGUCUUUGAAUUUCUCCCUGAAUAUAUUCCACCCAGACGCAGCUUAGAAAGAAAGUUGAUUUUGUUAUGAUUCACGGAACUGAGUCUUGGGCACGUAAUAGAUAAGGUUUAUAUGAACUAAGUUGUUAUGGACCAUGAAGAGAAUUUAUCAAAUUGAUUUUGUUUGUUGAUAUUUAAGAAGCUAAUGAAGCUGAUCUUUCAUUGGCUAUUUGUUGACAUGAUGUCAUGUCUCCUGCGAGCGAAUUUGCUUUCCAAACAAAGUAGUGAUGAAUAUUGCAUAUCUUCAGGCGACAUUUACUGCCUCUCUGAUACAGCAAGCUCAUCUAAUGAUGCGAAGUCGACAAGUGACCGUUUCUCAAACCACCCAAAGGGGUGGAAAUGCAGGAAAAGGGACUUUCUUCUGCUUUGUUCGGAAUGACGACUCGCCUCCUGCAAACACGAGCGGCCGCCGCGCUCGCUCGUGCCUCGGGCGUCGCCGACUGUCCGACUUCUGUCCAUGACGCAAGAAGCCACUGGCCCCGCCCAUUUGACCUUGAAGCCUAGUAUCUUUUCGGUGAUUAAGCCCGUCCCUUUUCGUCGACCGUUCCCGGCCAAUAAAACAUGCUGCGUAACCUUACCCGUAGCGUCACUGCUCACGAAGACUAUCAUUUGCUUGUUGAUCAAGACUUGAAUAAGAGUUUCGAUAGAGCUUUCCCGGUGUCCCAUUCUUUAAGAAAAAAAUCCUCUUAUUCUUAAUCCCUCGUAUGUCAAAGUGGCAACCCUCCAGUCCACCCCACAAAAAUAAGUGAAUGACUGUGAUCGAAUUUAUUGCCAGAGUAUCUCCAAGCCAACUCCCCUCCCUGAGAACGAGUGAAUGAGUGCGUUCGAAUCCAUUGCCAAGGUAUCUUCAGCCAAUCGCCCCUCCCAGAAAACAAGUGAAUGAGUGCGUUCGAAUCUAAGCCAAUCCCCCCCCCCCCCCCCCCCUCUAAAAAAGAACAUGUAUGUUCGAAUCCAUUACCAACAUAUCUCCUUGGCAAUUCCUUAUCCCCGGAAACAAGAGAGUGACUGUGUUCGAAUCCAUUGUCAAGGUAUCUCCAGGCCAAUCCCAUCUCGUCGAUAAUUCACGGUGAUAAUCCCCAAAGUGACUAUAAAGGUCGUUUAGCCUAGUCCCCCCUCUUCCACAACUCACGCCAUUGUUACCCAUUUUUCGUUUUUUGACUUAGAAUGGAUUUCGGGAUUUUUUAUUCUCACCUCCACGUGAUAGGCCUAUUAUCAUUUUCAAUCCAUGAUAAAAAAUAUAUGCAGUGUGAGCUGUCACCCCAACACUUGCGGUUUUUAUAUAAUUUAUUGUUUUCCUAUCGUUAUAAUUUUGUAGCAAAUAAAACUGGCUCACGCA